GCGAGGCCUGCGCGGGCACGGAGCGGCCGCGGCCCCGCGGGGGUGGUGAGAGCGGCCCGGGCCGCCCCCCGCGCCACCCGCACCCUCCGCACCCUCCGCACAGCCAUGGAGCCGGGCCGCCAGGCGCUGCCGCUGGAGAACGCCUCCAUCCUCUCCGAGGGCGCGCUGCAGGACGGGCACCGCCUCUGGAUCGGCAACCUCGACCCCAAGAUCACCGAAUACCACCUCCUCAAACUCCUUCAGAAGUUUGGCAAAGUAAAGCAAUUUGACUUUCUCUUCCACAAGUCUGGUGCUCUGGAAGGGCAGCCGAGGGGUUACUGUUUUGUCAACUUUGAAACCAAACAGGAAGCAGAGAAGGCAAUCCAGUGUCUCAAUGGGAAGCUGGCCCUUUCCAAGAAAUUGGUGGUGCGAUGGGCACACGCACAAGUCAAGAGAUAUGAUCACAAUAAAAAUGAGAAGAUCCUUCCAAUCAGUCUGGAGCCGUCUUCCAGCACAGAGCCGCCCCAAUCCAACCUAAGUGUCAGUGCAAAAAUAAAGGCCAUUGAAGCCAAGCUGAAAAUGAUGGCAGAAAAUCCAGACGCAGAAUAUCCUGCAGCACCUGUUUAUUCUUACUUCAAACCACCGGAUAAGAAAAGGACUACUCCUUACUCUAGAGCUGCCUGGAAAUCCAGAAGAUGAUGCUUAUGAGUGGAUGAUGGUAGCAAGAAACACUGCUUUGUAUACCUGGAGUCCUCCAAUGCUUUUGUACUUUUGUAGAGUGGGAAGGACGAUGCCACCUGAGCAGGGCACGGCCAGCACAGCCCUCUGUCACACCUGAGGGUCUGCGCCUCCUGCCAGUGCAGCUCACAGCUGAAGGCUGUUCAGAGAAAUAGGUUCCCUUCAAAGCCUCUGAUGAACACACAGGCAACCUCUCGUUAAGUGUGCAUUCAUUAGCCAGAUUAGAAACAGUAACCAGCAUUCGGAGUAAAGCACAUCCAAAAAUACUCCAUUUAACUGAUUACUUUUUAAAGUAUUUUUGAACAAAAUGUAUUCCAAUUCGUGUUUUAAUGGAAGGGGAAGCACUUGGUUUUGAUUAACAUGUGCUGUAGUUAUCAUGGAAAAACUUUUUCAUCUCAAUAAAACUCAUUUUAAAUAGA
Corvus hawaiiensis (hawaiian crow) is the source of this 1136-nucleotide messenger RNA. RefSeq names its product RNA binding motif protein 18 (gene RBM18). Gene Ontology annotation, molecular function: RNA binding. NCBI's taxonomy places the organism in Eukaryota, Metazoa, Chordata, Aves, Passeriformes, Corvidae. The record is from RefSeq and is a predicted model, not a curated record. The transcript is spliced from 5 exons. Bases 106 to 678 code for a protein of 190 amino acids.